Conger conger (European conger) is the source of this 3731-nucleotide messenger RNA. Its product is annotated as P-selectin-like. Gene Ontology annotation, cellular component: membrane; external side of plasma membrane. The transcript is spliced from 20 exons. Gene Ontology annotation, molecular function: oligosaccharide binding; sialic acid binding. Gene Ontology annotation, biological process: leukocyte tethering or rolling; response to cytokine; heterophilic cell-cell adhesion. The record is from RefSeq and is a predicted model, not a curated record. NCBI's taxonomy places the organism in Eukaryota, Metazoa, Chordata, Actinopteri, Anguilliformes, Congridae. The coding region runs from base 63 to 3278 and encodes 1071 amino acids.
ACUUUAUGUGCAAGCACACUAAUUGCCUAAUCUUGAACUGAAAGAGUUGUCAAUGCAUUCUCAUGCAUGAAAAGAUGCUGCUCUGGGGACACUGUAUGAGUCAAAAAUGCCAUUUUGGGCUUCUUAUUGGCCUUUUUGCCCUUGGCUACGAUCUGUCAGCUGAAACAGGAGUACAUGCCUGGACAUACCAUUACAAUAUAAGCCCCAAUAGGAACUGGAAUUCUGCAAGGGAGUGGUGUCGUCAGCACUACACGGAUAUGGUAGCCAUACAGAACCAGAAAGAAAUCGCAUACCUCAAUAAGACCCUGCCCAAGAAUAAAUAUUACUACUGGAUCGGCAUCAGGAAAAUCGGCGGUGAAUGGACAUGGGUCGGAACCAACAAGACACUGACCCAGGAAGCUGAGAACUGGGCCAAAGGGGAGCCCAAUAACAAAGGACAGGAGGACUGUGUUGAGAUUUACAUUAAGAGAUAUCAGGAGUCUGGGAAGUGGAAUGAUCAAAGCUGCAGAAAUAAAAAGGGGACGCUUUGUUAUCAUGCUUCCUGCAGUGAAGAGUCCUGCAGCACCCAGGCGGAAUGUGUGGAGACCAUUGGGAACUACACCUGCAAAUGUCACCCCGGCUUCCAGGGACCACGCUGCCAGGAAGCUGUUACGUGUGGCAUCCUGAAGGCUCCACAAUACGGCUCGAUGCAGUGCUCUCAUGCCUACGGCUCCUUCCAGUUCAACUCAUCCUGCACACUUCACUGCGCCCAGGGGUUCUCACUCAUGGGAGCGCCACAUCUGCAGUGCCAGGCUUCCGGCCACUGGGACGCCGAUCCUCCCUUGUGCCAAGCUGUGAAAUGCCCAGAGCUCUCCAGUGCUCCUACAAGAAGACGCAUGAAGUGCACCCAUGCCAUAGGGCCAGACAGUUAUAAUUCCACGUGUGAAUUCAGCUGUGAAGAGGGAUUUGAGCUCAACGGCCCCAGCAGUACUUGGUGUAACUCCAGCGGGUCGUGGAGUGAUGCCAUGCCAAUAUGUGAAGCUCGACGGUGUGACAGACAAACUGUUCCCCCCCAUGGCUCCCUGCACUGCUUCCACCCAUAUGAGGGGUUUAGCUUCAGCUCCAGCUGCAACGUGAGCUGUGAGGAGGGGUUCCUGCUCAAUGGGACAGCCUCCACUCAAUGCACCUCCUUGGGGUUGUGGACUGAGCCUCCUCCACAUUGUCAGGCUCAACGGUGUGACACACUAACUGCUCCCCUCCAUGGCUCCCUGCACUGCUUCCACCCACAUGAGGAGUUUAGCUUCAGCUCCAGCUGCAACGUGAGCUGUGAGGAGGGGUUCCUGCUCAAUGGGACAGCCUCCACUCUGUGCACCUCCUUGGGGGUGUGGACUGAGCCUCCUCCACUCUGUCAGGCUCGACGGUGUGAUGUACUAACAGCUCCCAUCCAUGGUUCCCUGCACUGCUCCCACCCACAUAAAGAGUUCAGCUUCAACUCUACCUGCAACAUGAGCUGUGUGGAGGGGUUCCUGCUCAAUGGGGCAGCCUCCACUCAGUGCACCUCCAUGGGGGUGUGGACUGAGCCUCCUCCACUCUGUCUGGCUCGACGGUGUGACACACUAACUGCUCCCCUCCAUGGCUUCCUGCACUGCUCCCACCCACAUGAGGAGUUCAGCUUCAGCUCCAGCUGCAACGUGAGCUGUGUGGAGGGGUUCCUGCUGAACGGGACAGACUCCACUCAGUGCACCUCCUUGGGGGUGUGGACUGAGCCUCGUCCACUCUGUCAGGCUCAACGGUGUGACACACUAACUGCUCCCCUCCAUGGCUCCCUGCACUGCUUCCACCUACAUGAGGAGUUUAGCUUCAGCUCCAGCUGCAACGUGAGCUGUGAGGAGGGGUUCCUGCUCAAUGGGGCAGCCUCCCCUCAAUGCACAUCCUUGGGGGUGUGGACUGAACCUCCUCCACUCUGUCAGGCUCGAGGGUGCAAUGUACUAACUGCUCCCCUCCAUGGCUCCCUGCACUGUUCCCACCCACAUAAAGAGUUCAGCUUCAACUCUACCUGCAACAUGAGCUGUGUGGAGGGGUUCCUGCUCAAUGGGACAGCCUCCACUCAGUGCACCUCCUUGGGGGUGUGGACUGAGCCUCCUCCACUCUGUCUGGCUCGACGGUGUGACACACUAACUGCUCCCCUCCAUGGCUUCCUGUACUGCUCCCACCCACAUGAGGAGUUCAGCUUCAGCUCCAGCUGCAAUGUGAGCUGUGUGGAGGGGUUCCUGCUGAACGGGACAGACUCCACUCAGUGCACCUCCUUGGGGGUGUGGACUGAGCCUCGUCCACUCUGUCAGGCUCGACGGUGUGAUGUACUAACUGCUCCCCUCCAUGGCUCCCUGCACUGCUCUCACCCACAUAAAGAGUUCAGCUUCAACUCUACCUGCAACAUGAGCUGUGUGGAGGGGUUCCUGCUCAAUGGGGCAGCCUCCACUCAGUGCACCUCCUUGGGGGUGUGGACUGAGCCUCCUCCACUCUGUCUGGCUCGGCAGUGUCUCCCCCUGGUGGUUCCCGGCAGAGGGCAGAUGAACUGCUCUCACCCUCACUCCAACUUCAGCUUCGGCUCCAGCUGUGAGCUGGGCUGUGAGGAGGGCUUUGUGCUGAGAGGAGCCCCCACUCUGCAGUGCACUGAGUCUGGGCUCUGGAGCCACACUGUUCCCUACUGCCAAGCUCGACAGUGCAACAAACUAACUGCUCCCCUCCACGGGUCCCUGCACUGCUUCAACCCACAUGAGGAGUUUAGCUUCAGCACCAGCUGCAACGUGAGCUGUGAGGAGGGGUUCCUGCUCAAUGGGACAGCCUCCACUCAGUGCGCCUCCUUGGGGGUGUGGACUGAGUCUCCUCCACUUUGUCAGGUUGUGCAGUGUCCGGCUCUGAGUGACCUUCUACCCCCAUUCCUCUCCAUGAAGUGCUCUAACCCACUGGGGAUCUUCAGCUUCAGGUCUCAGUGCUUCUUCCACUGUGGGAAUGGUUCUUCGCUCAAUGGGACAUAUAAACUGUCCUGCACCUCCAAUGGGAUGUGGACUGCACCUCCGCCCUCGUGCACAGAACCAGAGAUGACAGUUGGGACAGGUAUGAUGAUCUCCACCGCGGUGGGGUUUGCUUCGGCCAUCGCUUUGCUUCUUCUGGGCGGACUGGGGUUUUUCAUUGUUUCUCAUCUUUCCAAGAGAGCAGCUCGAAAAGAUUAUCUGGAAGCGAGGGAUAUUGCUAUUUGGGAAGAACUAGAAAACCCUGCAUUUGAAGAAGAACAUUAGAGGAUCAUAUGACAUUCCCUUAUGGUAAAUAGUUUAUCCUCAAAAUACAUAUAUGUCACUGUUUAGUCACAGCAGAUCCUAUUUUAACUAUCAAAUAAUAUGUGAUUAUCUUUAUUGGGGCCUAUAAGAUUAAGUAAAUAUGAAGAUUUACAGGAAAAUAAAAUGGAUGAAUGAAUAUUCCUGUAUGCACUGUGCAGUCUGUAUUAAAAAGCUCCAAACAACCUGGGCCCAGAAUAAUGGGAAACACUGCUAUCUGACAUUUGUUAUUACUUAUUGUUAUUGUUAUAUUAAAUGAUCAGUUUCAACUUUCAGCUGAAUAAGGAGCACCUAGUAAGACCACCUAAAGUAAAAAAAAAAGGUCCCCAAUAGCCAUGGGCCUAAGAUGAUACCCCUGAAAUAUAUAAUAAUUCAUGAUAAUAUAAUUCAAUAACCUUCCCUUAUAUUAAUGCCAAU